Lolium rigidum is the source of this 1858-nucleotide messenger RNA. RefSeq lists its product as uncharacterized. The transcript has 14 exons. NCBI's taxonomy places the organism in Eukaryota, Viridiplantae, Streptophyta, Magnoliopsida, Poales, Poaceae. The record is from RefSeq and is a predicted model, not a curated record. Bases 76 to 1581 code for a protein of 501 amino acids.
GCGUGCUCACCGUGAGCGCUUGGAGCCCACCCACCCCAACCCCAUACCACCCAGCGGCGUCGCAUAGGAGCCGCCAUGAUCGAGCAGUUCGUCAAUUUCGUCAUCCGGCCUCCUCGAUCAGAGUAUAAUCCAGAUCAGUAUUUAUGGGAGACAGAGUUUAUGCUCGCAGGGCGAAGGUACAAACGACUAGACUUGGAGCUUACAAAUGCAAGGGGUCAUACCUUAAAAUGCAGCCACUAUGUUCCCGCUUUCAUUCCAGAAACUACUGCCCUUCCGUGUGUGAUCUACUGCCAUGGAAAUAGCGGAUGCCGAGCAGAUGCAAAUGAAGCUGCCGUAAUACUUCUUCCUUCAAACAUCACAGUUUUCACACUAGACUUUUCUGGGUCAGGUCUAUCGGAUGGAGAUUAUGUCAGUCUUGGUUGGCAUGAGAAAGAAGACCUCAAAUGCGCAGUAUCAUUUCUGCGUACCAAUAAGCAAGUUUCCCGUAUAGGCGUUUGGGGGCGAUCGAUGGGUGCUGUUACAAGCCUACUGUAUGGAGCAGAAGAUCCCUCAAUUGCUGGCAUGGUAUUGGAUAGCGCUUUCACCAACUUGUAUGGCUUGAUGCUGGAACUUGUGGAUGUGUACAAAAUCCGUGUUCCAAAAUUCACGGUUAAGAUGGCAUUACAGUACAUGCGGCGAACCAUUCAGAAAAGAGCUAAGUUUGACAUAAUGGAUCUUAAUGUUGUAAAGCUUGCUCCCAAGACAUUUAUUCCUGCAUUAUUUGGACAUGGUUUAAAUGACAUGUUUAUUCAGCCUCACCACUGUGAUCGUAUUCACGAAGCAUAUGGGGGGGAUAAAAGUAUAGUAAAAUUUGAGGGAGAUCAUAAUUCCCCGAGACCUCAGUCAUAUUAUGAUUCAGUUUCGAUAUUUUUCUACAAUACUCUGCGUCCUCCUCAGUUGCCUGCAUCAGGCUCAAAUAAGCUACAUAUGGGUGCUUUAAAAGUUGGUACCAUGACCAAUGAGAGUUUGUUCUUUGAGAUCAUCAAUGGUCUGAGGGCAGCUAGAACUGAUGCAGGCAGUUCAUCAACAGAUGCACAUGGCUUUCAAAAUGCUACAACUUCAGUUGUUGAAUUGCUAUCCGAGAGUGCGAAUCAGUUAUCCAUUAAGAAUGACGAUUUGGAUUUCCUUUUGGAUGAGAAUCAUAACCUCUCAGGCAUGGAUGGUGGUAGUGUUGGACAUCAUUUGCAGGAUAAAACGAGUAGGCACAACGAGGAGUCCUGCUCAUACACAAGCUCUAACAGAGAAAGUUGGGGCAGAUGUUCAUCUUUAGGUGCGGCCAGUGAUGGAUCACCUCCAGGCGGUACUAAUGAUAAGCAUGAGAACAUGACGGUAAAGGCUCUGGCCACACCGCUGAGGCAUGAACAGAGGAAAUCAACCAAAUCAACGCCCCCGAAAACGAAGGAGAAGAAGAUUCAUGCACUCUGGAAGAAGCUGAAGCGCGAGAGGGAGGAGAUGGGGGACAGCCUCUCUCAGCGUCUGAGGAUGUGCCUCGGGCAGUCCCGUCACAGGCGAACUCAAUCAUCAUCUGGACAGCGACUAUAGCUGACACGUACAACUGAUCCCGUUCGGACUGACGUGAAGAUCCUGACGACCCACGGUGCUGUAACUAACACUAGGUAACAUACGUAUGUAAUUUAGUGCCAUGGCUCGUGUGACCUGGCUGCAUGGAGGGGCUGUGAGCAUUGGGCGGGUACGCUCAUGGGUCAUAGCUGUCGUCUCUUGUGGUCCGCUGUUUUCCUUGUUGCUGUGGAUGUUGUAAGUUGUGAUGCCUGUUGGCGAAAUGAAAGGAAUGCCGUCCAUUGUUUUCCACGGCCAUCAA